AAUCUCGACUGGCUCUCCUUUCUGGCGCACGUUCUAUCGUGCUCCCGCUGUUACUCGACGGUUUCCACGCGAAUCGCGAUACAGUGAUAAAAAUUGCUAUAGCAGUGCUUCAAACAAGCACCUUCUUGGUGAAAAGCUUCCUGGUGAACCAGCUACUGCAACUCAAAAAUCUUCUGUUCCACUUGAAGAACCAUCAGGUUUCUCUGGCUCCCUGGAUCCUAUCGUAUCAGCAAAUUUCAAGAAUUAUUUCCACUACCCCAGUGAUACUCUGGUGUACCAACGUACCUUCCUCUUAAAGAUGUAACAUCAAGUAUCGAAGGUGUACAUAGCUUGUGAUCAGUGUUUGACGGUCUUAAGUGUCAGUGUAUUUGAAGAAUCUUAAGGAAAUUUCAGUCAAAUUAAUUAGAACGUUUUGAAAGAAUCAGUGUUAAACAGUGGAGGGCUUGCCCGCCUAUUGGGAGGACCCAGCCGUGCAGCAUAGUGUAAAUGCAGCUGCAGCGGCCAGCAUUUUUAUGAAUUACGACCUGGAUAAGUCAAGGAUGGUCUCGCACGUCAUUCCCGUCGCUGGGGAACUGCAGCAAGGUAAUGGAAAUUUGGGAGUCGCAGGGUUGGGAGGGAUGCAGGAGUCGUCCCACUCAUUGAAGAUCAAGCAGGAGCCGUUUCAGGUGUCUCCACCGUCACCUCUUCCGCCUCUGCACCAAGUGAGCAGCUUCGUAUCAGAGAUGCAGAAUGGCUGUAUCGGCGUGUCGAAGGAGCUGGACUCCACAGUGAGCCUCGCGAGAGGGCUGACAUCGCACCACGCCUCCCUGACUCAUCAUCACUCUCAUCAUAGUCUUCACAGCCCGAAUUCUGCGGUGUCUAUGCACUCCACAGGUUCCACUCAUCAUCACCUCGAUGAAAAAGGAUCAUCCCCGACCGGAGCUCUUCACAGCACCACGAACAGCAAUCCUUCGACACCGUCGACACCCUCGACGCCUACCACAGCGGCAGAUGGGUCUUCCACAGCGACUGGAACAGGAAAUACAAGUGGUAGCAACAGCGAUUCCGCUAGCAAGAAACCUCCGUACAGUUACGUCGCUCUAAUUGCUAUGGCGAUUCAACAUAGUGCUCAGAAGAGGGCGACCUUGAGUGAGAUUUAUGCUUACAUCACUGCCAGGUUCCCAUAUUUUCAGAAGAAUAAGAAAGGUUGGCAGAAUUCUAUCAGGCAUAAUCUGUCCUUGAACGAGUGCUUCGUGAAGGUUCCUCGUGAUGGAGGUGGCGAGAGAAAAGGAAAUUUCUGGACUCUCGAUCCCCAAUACGCGGAUAUGUUUGAAAAUGGUAACUACAGAAGACGUAGACGCAUGAAGCGACCAUACAGAAAUGCACCGUAUCAUAAACCGCUAUUUGGCGAUCCUUUCUCUCCAACACACGUUCAUUUAGGUCCUAGGAACCUGUUUGGUCACUCUCCGCCAUCUUAUGCUCCGUCUACAUAUCCCAGAUACGACACAAGUGCUUGGAGUCUUCAGCAAUCUCAGCUGUCCUACAGUCACUGUCAAUCACUUCAGCCACAGUUGCAGCCAAUGCAGUCUAUGCAGAUCCCAACCAUGAAUGGCUACAGUCAAUUAGGCACCUCGUUAAGCAAUUAUUUGGAUGUUCCAGGUGGAACCACGAGUUCCCCAGGUUCUAUGGGUAGUGGUUCCUUUGGUAGCAGCUUCGCUAGGAGGCAUGACGCCGCCAUGACCCAGGAAACCGUACCUGCCAGGUGCUAUUGGCCAGAAAUGGUGAACGUGAAGGAGGAGCCAGGCACUGUGGCAGUAUCUAGCACUAGCGUGGGUGGUGUGGGUGUUCCUUCAGGAAUGAUGGGAUCUACAACUCCAACAGGAGUUUCUACGACCGGAUUCGCGCCCAUGGAGUUUCAGUCUCGGUCCAAGUGCUUCAUGUGAAUCGAUCCACCGUUUACACCAUUGUCACAAGCCGAGAAUCUUAUCAGAGUCCCGAAGGAUCAUCCUGUGCGUCGUUUCAGCGACGUUAAUUAGGCUGAGCUUCGUCCGGAUGAGGUGGUAAGCAAGAAGAGUGGAACGUUGGAGUGAUACCUUUUACUGGAAAUUUCUGUGGCUCCCGUGGUGACGUUGAAGAGAAGCUGAAGCUGGUCUAUAGUGAUAAUUCUGUCUCAGACAAGCGUGAAAGGUUUGUUCCACUUAAAGCGAUAAACAUUGCACCCCUGUCCUCGUGUGUUUUCGACUGCUGCACAGUAUUCGAUAUUUAAGCGAGAUGAGGGACCGGUCCGUGCCUCGUGAAUUGGUUUCCACAAAAGAAAAAACGAAUUUGCGAGAAGCACAGAUCUAGAAUUAACGAUUAACGCGUAGCUUAAGGCGCAUUCGCGAUACAGGAAGGCACUCGAAGAUGUUUUCAUUUAUAUAUAUGAAUAACUAGGUCCAUGUAGAAGCAAGAGAUAAAUGUGUAUCUAAACAUGUAAGUCGCAUAACGCAAUAGUAAAAAAGAAGAAAAAAAAAAAACAGUUUCUCUGCAAGACUAUUCGUCAGUGUACAUAUCUAAGCCUAAGUAGUUUGAUUAAUUAACUGUGACCUAUUCCAAGAACCCUGGACACACGUGGCAGCUCCUGUAAUUAGAUGGAAAGUCGAAAAUAAAUCUCUAUUAUUUAUCGUCUA
Molecule: messenger RNA, 2648 nt
Organism: Bombus impatiens (common eastern bumble bee)
Lineage: Eukaryota; Metazoa; Arthropoda; Insecta; Hymenoptera; Apidae
Product: forkhead box protein D1-like
Exons: 9
Coding region: 513-1922 (469 amino acids)
Biological process (GO): regulation of transcription by RNA polymerase II; cell differentiation; anatomical structure morphogenesis
Molecular function (GO): DNA-binding transcription factor activity, RNA polymerase II-specific; RNA polymerase II cis-regulatory region sequence-specific DNA binding
Source: RefSeq, a predicted model, not a curated record